Cynara cardunculus var. scolymus (artichoke) is the source of this 2125-nucleotide messenger RNA. RefSeq lists its product as uncharacterized. The transcript has a single exon. The record is from RefSeq and is a predicted model, not a curated record. Bases 117 to 1916 code for a protein of 599 amino acids. Gene Ontology annotation, molecular function: protein binding. Lineage: Eukaryota; Viridiplantae; Streptophyta; Magnoliopsida; Asterales; Asteraceae. Gene Ontology annotation, biological process: cell surface receptor signaling pathway.
CGUCUUCCACUCGCCAACUUCCGUCUUUCAGAUAUGCACAAUAAACCGCCCGAUUCUAACUUCCCGUUCUAUAAUGUUCUGAUUCAUUCCAUAAUCCAUUUUCUUUCCAAACCCCAAUGGAUCGACACAUCUUUCAAUUCAAUCAAGUUGAUGAUCACCAUCAACAACCACCCAUCGAAGAAGUCUUAUCGUUUCCGAUCGUUUUAUCCGACCGAAUUCUUCACGCCGUCGACGACUCAAAAUCCUACAAACUCGAGUGCGCCGAUGUCGGUAAACAGGUUGAUCGUCUAUCUCAGAUGCUUCGGUCCGCCGUCCGGCUUGCGAACUCCACUCCUUCCUUCUACGAACGUCCAGUCCGCCGUAUCUUCACCGACGUUGCCAAAACCCUAAACCGUGCAUUGAAUUUAGUACGGAAGUGCCGCCGCGGGGGUUUCUUUCGUCGCUUCGUUAGCAUUGUUGGUGUUGUGGAUUUUAGGAAACUGUUUAACCUCCUCGACGCGUCGAUCGGUGACGUCAAGUGGUUGCUCAGCAUUUUUGAUGUCGACGGAGAAUCCGGUGGAAUUGCCGGCGGCGGAGGUAUUGUUCUUUCUUUACCGCCGAUUGCUAGUAACGAUCCGAUUUUAUCAUGGGUUUGGUCUUAUAUAGCUUCACUUCAUUUCUGUUCAAUCAAUGUGAAAAUUGAAGCUGCACAUGAAUUGUCUUCGCUAUCCCGUGAUAAUGAUCGAAAUAAGAAGAUCAUAAUUGAAGAAGGCGGCAUUUCGCCAUUAUUAAAGCUUCUAAAAGAGAAAUCUUCGCCUGAAGCCCAAAUUGCUGCCGCUAUGGCACUUUGUAACCUGGCUAAUGAUCAAAACAAUACUCGGGUAAUCGUCAAUGAACAUGGUAUCCCGAAUAUAGUACAGAUUUUUCGAAAUUCCCCAAUUCUGGUUCAAAUUGAGGUUGCCAAAUUGAUAGCAAGAAUGGCAGAACAUGAUAGCGUUUCCCAAGAGGGUUUUGCAAGAGAGAAUGUGAUAGGAUCACUUGUUUCAUUUUUGUCAUUCAACAUGUUCAUAGAUGAUGAUGGUCUUCGUGGUAAAACUAACAAGUUCUUGAAGAAAGUCAUUCAUCCAAAUGUUGAGAUUAAUACCCAAGUGGAUAGAAGUUUGAUUAUGUGUUCUGAUAAUAGUAACAAAAGGGGCAAAAAAGAGCCACAAGAUUUGAUACUCGAGUUCAAAACCAACUGUUCUGGAGCACUGUGGAUGCUUGCUAGAGGUAGUAUUGCAAACAGUAGGAAAAUAACAGAAACUAAAGGGUUAUUAUAUCUGGCUAAGCUUAUUGAGAAAGAAAAUGGGGAAUUGCAGAUCAACUGUUUGAUGACAAUAAUAGAAAUCACAGCUGCAGCUGAAUACAAUCCUGAUCUUAGAAGAUCAGCAUUCAAGACUAAUUCCCCAUCUGCAAAAGCAAUAGUGGAUCAGCUUCUUCGAUUGAUUCAUGAAUCAGAUAAUCCGGUAACCAAAAUUCCAGCCAUUAAAGCAAUCGGGCAUUUGGCUCGAACCUUCCCUUCUAGAGAGACUCGGGUCAUUGGUCCUCUAGUUAAACAACUGAGUCACAAGAAUCCAAUUGUGGGAACUGAAUCAGUCAUUGCUCUUUGUAAAUUCACAUGUGAAGAGAACUUUCUUCAUGCAGAGCACUCAAAGACUAUAGUUGAGUUUAAAGGGUUGCCACCCUUGAUGAACUUGUUAAGGGGGAAUGAGAGGACACAGUAUCAUGCUUUGGUUCUUCUGUGCUAUCUUGCAAUGCAUGCUGGAAUCAAUGAAUCAUUUGAACAAAGAAGACUUUUGACAGCUCUUGAAGGUGCCGAUAACUCUGUUGCUUGUCGGCAUUCUGAGUUGAGGGAAUUGGUAGCAAAGGCCGUUCAAUAUCUCAAGAUAUUAAGCUAGUAACCACGUAUAGGCGAGCUUUGUAAUUAUGGGGGACAGUUUUCUUUUUUCUUUUACUUCAUUUUUGGAACAAAAGAUGAAAUAUUAAUCGUGUCUUAUCAAUCAACUCCAGACAUAUCAUUACUUUAUUUAGUUAUCUUUUUGUCUGGAGUUGGUUGAGAAACGUAAACUUUAUCGCGGACCUGAGGUAAAAAUGUAAUUUUUUUACG